UCCCUACGCUACCUUCUUUAUCCGAAUAGAACUCCCGGCCAUUAUAGCUGUUUUUGGUUCAACUUUCAGUCCAGAUACGGCAAUGAUUACUGGGGCGUUCUAUUCGGGUGAAGACGGUAGUUGCACUUAGCCCGAGGAGCAAGAUCAGUGAGGAGCCCUCAUCCGUCAAAUCAGUGAGCAGCCAAGGUCCGCUUGACCAGUAAAGAGGCUAGGACUCCCCACUAGGUUUGGAAGCGGCCAGGAUUCUCCAGAUCAGUGCGCAGCCGGUCGCCGCACCCAGCGCAGGGCAAUGGAUCAGCGAUCAUCCGACUCGUAGCCAAUCAGUCCACGUGCAGAAGAUGACACGUGGCGCUCCUUGAUUUCUUCUCAAAGUGGCCACGUGACUGUCGCAUUCUUAAUGGAAGAUAGAAUCUCGGAUGGGAGUCGAGCUGAAGCCUGGCCUAGCCUGCCUGGAAGUCUCCAAAUUUAUUAUUCAAUCAAAGACGUGCUGUAAAACCAAUGCCCCCGCGCUCUGGGGUUUAGACGUUACCUUAGAGGGAGCUGGUGAAACCCGGGCAGCUGGAAUUCUGAUUCUUCUCAAAUGGAGUUGAAAUUCCCUUGCAAGCUUAUGCUGGGGCUUGCAGUCCUCUCACUCUAUGUAGGUCGUGCAAGUGCUGAAAAGACCAAUCUUUUUGCUGAUCUUGGCUUUGUUAGCCCCAGCUACCCGUGCUAUAAUCAACUGACGCUAGCAGGUAUUGCCUGUACUAAUGCGCCCUUCAAGACUGAAGACUGCUCCAAACUGUGCAUGAUUACUUCAGCUGAACUCCUUAAUUGCACUGGUGACAGAUUUGACGACUUGAGCCUCCAAGUACUGUCUCAGCCAAAUUUAGAGAUUUGUGCUGCUGGAGCAAACAAUGUUUCUGGGCUUGAGGAAAUGCCAAAGGACCACCGUUGCAAUUCUACAAUUAUGCAAGUACUUCAAGCCUGUUCUAACGAGCUCAGGAAUACUGAAGGCUGCUCCAACGAGUGCACUAGUGCUGCAACUGAAGUCCUUAACUGUAUUCGUGAUGGAACAGACGAAUUGAGCCUCCAAGUAAAAUAUCAGCCAAGAAUAUGGUUUUGUGGACCCCGGGAUAGGUACGUCGACAGUACUGCUUUUGCAUAGGCCUGUGACAACUUCAAGAUGUCUCGGCCCUGCUUUGUGUAUGUGCCCAGGCGCAACUGCCAAGGCCUGGGCCAACUGUAUG
This is a messenger RNA of Chara braunii, 1226 nucleotides long. The record is from the annotation of a GenBank genome assembly. Lineage: Eukaryota; Viridiplantae; Streptophyta; Charophyceae; Charales; Characeae.